Ascoidea rubescens DSM 1968 is the source of this 459-nucleotide messenger RNA. It is a transcript of the gene RPR2, whose product is annotated as ribonuclease P protein subunit RPR2. Gene Ontology annotation, biological process: tRNA processing. Gene Ontology annotation, cellular component: nucleolar ribonuclease P complex. The transcript is spliced from 2 exons. The record is from RefSeq and is a predicted model, not a curated record. Lineage: Eukaryota; Fungi; Ascomycota; Saccharomycetes; Ascoideales; Ascoideaceae. Bases 1 to 459 code for a protein of 152 amino acids.
AUGGGCAAGGCCACAAAACACACUCUCGACGUCCAAUGGAUUUGCACAAAACCCCCAGGCUCUGUUUCCUUGAAGGACCACUACAUUCGGACAAACUACCUCUACCAGGCCUCGACCUUGAUGGCGUUGUCUGCUUCUUCUGAUUCGCCUGACUCGAAUUCCCUUAAUGAUCUUUUGUCUAGAUCCUAUGUCCACAAUAUGAACUGGGUCGUCAAAAAGGCUCUAAUCAAGUUGAGCCCAACAAUUAAGAGAACAGUUUGUAAAAAAUGCAACAGAAGACUAAUUUCAGGUAAGAACUGCUCAGUUGAAGUAACCAACACUAGCAAUUUGAAAACUCCAGUUAAUGAUAUAUUGACUGUUUCUUGCAUUUGCCAAAAAUUUAAGAAAAACUAUCCUAUUGGCAAAAACUUAAAUUAUAAAAUUUUUGCUCACAAUGAUAAUCUUCUACCAGUAAAGUAG